GCAACAACAUCAUCAUCACUUGCACACGACAAAUCUUCCAAUUCUCCAAUAACUUCGCUUCCGGACUUUGGUAGUAUUUAGAUAUUGCUUUGCUAUCAGAUUUUAUACCUCAUUAGCAUCACAACCCAGAUACUUAUCUGAUACGUUUGACAUCCAUCCAUCCAAAUCCCUGAUUAGAUCGGACCGGAAAUCAUGGCACCAUCAAAAUCUGGACCACCCGUCGCCCCCUAUGCGAAAGAUGAAAAAGUUCUUUGCUUUCACCAUGAUUUGCUGUAUGAGGCCAAGGUUUUAGACACAAGACCGACGGAAGAUGGUUCUAGCUGGCAAUGCAAGAUUCAUUAUAAGGGAUGGAAAGCAACCUGGGACGACUGGGUCCCUCAAGAUCGAGUAAUGAAGUUUAAUGACGAUAAUAAAGAACUUGCCGCUCAGCUUCAUCAAGAGAUGAAGAAGAUGAGCCAGAAGCCAAAGUCCGCAACUUCAGCCGGUGGUAAGAAGAUUGGUGGACGAACAAAUGGAUCUGAUUUUGGUUCAGGUCGUGGCAGCGAAGAAAGACAUGCGAGUGUAGCAGCUCAAGGAGGGGGAAGAGGUGGUCCAAGGAGAAAUCGUGAUUAUGAUUUGGAACAAGAAGAAAACUUUCAUAAUCGACCAUCCAUUAACCUUGUCAUCCCCGAUCAUAUCAAAGCAAUUCUUGUUGAUGACUGGGAGAAUGUCACUAAGAAUCAACAACUUGUACCAUUACCCCAUAAGAAAUCUGUCGAUCAAAUCUUGAAUGAUUGGCUUGAAUUUGAAAAACCAAAGAGACCUGUUGGAAGUGCCCAGGCAGAUAUAUUGGAAGAGAUUGUCGCUGGCUUGAAGGAGUAUUUCGAGAGAUGCCUUCCUCGCAUUCUUCUGUACAGAUUUGAACGCCAACAGCAUAUGGAUUUUCGUGAAUUGUGGGACGAUGAUUCAUAUCAACAAAGCUCUGCAUGUGAUACCUAUGGUGCUGAGCACUUAUGCCGUCUUUUGGUCACUCUCCCUGAACUCAUUGCUCAAACCAAUAUGGAUUUACAAUCUGUUAAUCGUCUCCGAGAAGAACUUAGCAAGUUGACCAACUGGAUCGGCAAGAAUGCUAAAGAUUACUUUGUCAAUGAAUACGAGACACCUGGCGCAGAAUAUGUUGACAAGGCUCGCAACCCUAAUUAGAGAGUUGUGUCUUGCAUUGGAGGUUGAAAGAUGCAAACAUGCAAAAUUGAAUGGAUAGAUGAACGGGGAGAUGUAUAAUAGCAUGGAAUGGAGAAUGGCGCAUGCUUUCUUUCUAGCUUUUGUUUUUAGGGGAAGAAAUGAAUCUUGUAUUACAGUGGGUGAAAACGAAGGUUCAAUCGAAAAUUGAAUUUGGGGAAGGAAAGGAAAAUUGUUUGGCAGGUUUCUGCUACCACUGCUGUUUGUUUCUGCGAUGGCGAUAGGAAGGGAAGAUUUUUACGAACCAGCAUAUGGCAUGGCAGGACACUUAGACAGAUUGAGAGAGCAUACAUGUGAAAGAAUCUGAUUUGAAUGGAUUGAUGGAUGGACCAUAGUAGAUUCUAAUGGAUGGUAUUAUUGGCAUGGCAGAUAUUCAGCUAGUUGUAUUUGGUCCAAGAGCCCUUGAGUUUGGUCUUGAGCUGGUAGCUUAGAAUCAUGGUUACAGAUUACAUGACUUCUGAGCCUGAUUUUGUUGAGUUGGUUGCGUUUGAACUUGGGAUUUACAUGUAAGGACAUCAAUCGGUUCAUGUGGAUUUUCUCAGUGAUAUGCAUAUCAGUUCUGCCUAUGAUGAGAACGAAGCAGUCCACAAUUUCACGGUACAUAUGAGAAUUUCAGCUGCAAUUUGUA
Molecule: messenger RNA, 1846 nt
Organism: Botrytis cinerea B05.10
Lineage: Eukaryota; Fungi; Ascomycota; Leotiomycetes; Helotiales; Sclerotiniaceae
Gene: Bceaf3
Product: Bceaf3
Exons: 6
Coding region: 193-1182 (329 amino acids)
Biological process (GO): chromatin organization; regulation of DNA-templated transcription
Cellular component (GO): nucleus; NuA4 histone acetyltransferase complex; Rpd3S complex
Source: RefSeq, a predicted model, not a curated record